Molecule: messenger RNA, 8116 nt
Organism: Linepithema humile (Argentine ant)
Lineage: Eukaryota; Metazoa; Arthropoda; Insecta; Hymenoptera; Formicidae
Gene: orb2
Product: orb2
Biological process (GO): negative regulation of cytoplasmic translation
Cellular component (GO): cytoplasm; nucleus; synapse
Molecular function (GO): mRNA 3'-UTR binding; translation factor activity, RNA binding; ribosome binding
Source: RefSeq, a predicted model, not a curated record
UUAUCGGCGAUCGAUCGAUCGCGCGCGCGACAGCCGAUACUCCGCGCGCCGCGGAACAAUCGGCGAUCGACGACACGUCGUCGAGGGAGAGUAGUAGGUGCGCGACUAUCGUCCCGCGAGUGCUGGUGGAGAGAUUUCUGGCUCAUUAUCCUCCCUGUACGAAUCCUCUCUCGUCGUCGGGGGAAUCCUGCGAGUUUCGUGUUCGACACAGCUGGAAUCGUACGAUCGUACGCGAGAGACGUGGAUCAUUGUAUUUCGUCGUGUGGCUUCGGGGUGAUAAAACAUAUCGUGUACGCUACACACGCUCUUCCCUCUCGCCCCUUCCCGUCCUCCACCACUCCUCGUCCGCCAGCGCGAUACGAUCCGCGAAACGACCUCGCAUUGUAGACGCGGUGUGUGUGGUAGUGGCAAGCAAAAGGUCGCGCGCGCUGCGCUGCGUAUUUGGGAGGAUUCCAAGUGGUCCAGCGGUGUGUCCUCGUCGAGAGGAUCGAAAUUAUGUUUGCCAGGGGGUAGCCGCCGAGACGAGACGCGUGCACGACGAACGAGCGAGCGAGCGAUUGAAGACGGAAUAUAGGCAGUCGGGAGUAAUUUCGCAACGAGCAACGCUUCGCGUGUCGGAGUGUCGCGACGAUGACAACGCGCGUCGCUGAGUGAGGUUGGCUUUUCGGUGGCCGAGAGAAUGUUACGGAGACAGAGUCGCUGCCGAAUCGUAGCGGAGCGACGCGGCGUCAGCGGGAUCUAGAGGAACGUUUGCGAGGAGAGCGAAGUGAAGAACGGCGAAGAAGAAGAAGAAGACGAGGAAGCGCGAAAACGAGACUACACGCGCGGUGCUGUGGGCCCCGGAGGAAAAAUAGACCGAGGCGUGAAAAUAGCAGGUGGAGCGGAAUAGGAGGUGGGAAACCGGAGACGAGAGAGACAGAACAGCGAGAGGAAGGCGUCGUAGGAAAGCGAGAGAGGCAGAGAGGGAGACACGCGACGAGGAGGAUCACCGUACGGCGUGGUCUUUCGGUUUCCGGGGUGUUUUUACGCGUGCGGUCGUCGAUCGAUAGUUUGCCCCGCGAGCUUGUGCCGGACAGGAACGACGAGUCUGCACUACGUGAAGGACGCGGCGCGCGCGGUCCUCUCGACGACAACGCAACCUUCGAGCUGCGAGUGACGGAGCGCGUGUGAGACGACAGGGUAGAAGAGAGGAAGUUUCCGAAGGGGCCUAACCGGAAGUGAUCGCUGCUCGUCGCGACGGUUGUCAAACGUCGCACGGACGCCCGGCGAUCGGAAGUUUCGCGGUGAUUUAUGGGGGACUUCGGUACGACGAGCCUCUUCUCGAGUACCCUGACCAGCCCGAAACCUAGCGCGACCACGAGCGGCGGCACCAACGGCAGCAGCAGUAGCAGCAGCAGCAGCAACGCCAGCGCCGCCGUCACCAUAACGACAUCAACGAUGCAGGACGAUCUGCUGAUCGAGAAGCAAGCCGCUGGCAAGCCCGCUCCGCUCUCGCCGAGCGGCGCGCUCGAUACCGUGGCCGGACAGGACAAGUCGAAGGACGCGAUCGAGACGGAGAGUAUCGCUAUCACGCCGACGACGCCCUCGUCAACGGAGAAGGACAUCACGUGCAGCACGACCUCGGCUUUGCAGGGCUUUGCCGAUCCCGGCGGCCGCGUGCCCAGCCUCUGGUCCGCGCCAGAUGACAGCGGUCUGCACGCCGCGUUACCGGUCAACGGCUCCAUCGCCGCCUUUCAAAAUUUUCCAACCGGCGGACCCGCGGGCCUAUUCGCCGGCAGCGGAACCGCCGCGGUGUCCAGCGGUACUCGUCGCGCUAUCACAGCCAGCCACAACUUUCCGCAGCAGCAACAACAGCACGGUAACGCGGGUGCUCCGGCUGGCACCAGACACGGCGGUCUGCAAGUGUCGUCCGCGCAGCAGCAGCAGCAACAGCAGCAGCAGCAGCAGCAACAGCAGCAUCAACAGCAGCAACAACAACCGCCGCCGACGUCACACCCGGGUGUCUAUCUGCCUGGCAAAGGCUACGCCGCGUGGUCGGGCGGGCCACAGGCCCCGCAGCAAUGGGGCGCGGGUCCGCAAGCUGCCGCGGCUGCGGUCGCCAGUCCGGGCCUGUCGCCCUGGAAUCGCGGCAGAUCCGUGCCCAAUUUACCGCCGCUGCACUCAUCCUUGCACGCCGCCGCGGCAGUGGCGGCUGCAGCCGGCCUACAAGGCCGCAAGCCCAGUCCAACGUUUCCGGGCCAUCCGGGUCCGGCGACAGCGCAUCCCUCCUGCAUCAGCCCGGUCAAGUUCCGUCGGAGCACUUCGUAUCCUGGCAAGGGCAACAUAUACCCGCCCCAACCUGCACCGACUUUCGAGGUCACCGCUGCCGAGGAGAGAGACCUAUUGCAGCUGCCGCCGUUCCAGCAGGAUCGUAUGACGGCUAAUGGAAAUUCACCACUGGACAACAUGAGGACCUUGGAACACUAUCUCAGCGAUAUUAUGCGAGCCGGCGCAGCGGAUACCCCAGAACAUCUGAAAGGAUUCAUAAACUGCAACGCCGCCAACACACUGCAGUCGCUCGCGCAGCUACAUGGUAAAUCUCCGUUCUUCCCGAGUCUCGAGGAGCAAAGUGGCACCUUGCUGGAAGAUCCGAAUGCGCCGAGCCAGCUCGACGGCGUCGGCGUCGGCGUCGGAGUCGGCGUCGGCGUCGGUGUAGGCGGCGGUAUAACGGCAUCCCAAGCGGCGCCGCUCUCGUCACCGAGUCGGAGCAGUCCGCACAGCCAGGGCAGCGAAACCGGCGAGCGUUUCUCCAGGAAAGUCUUCGUCGGCGGACUACCGCCUGACAUCGACGAAGACGAGAUCACAGCCAGUUUCCGUCGCUUUGGUCCGCUAGUCGUGGACUGGCCACACAAGGCGGAAAGUAAAUCUUAUUUCCCACCGAAAGGCUACGCGUUCCUGCUUUUCCAGGACGAAGGUUCGGUGCAGCAAUUGAUAGACGCCUGUAUCCAGGACGAGGACAAGCUUUACCUCUGCGUAAGCUCGCCCACGAUCAAAGACAAGCCUGUUCAGAUCCGACCGUGGCGACUCAGCGACGCCGAUUUCGUGUUAGACGCCUCCAUGCCGCUCGAUCCGCGAAAGACCGUCUUCGUCGGCGGCGUUCCGCGACCGCUCAAGGCCGUGGAGCUCGCCAUGAUCAUGGACCGGCUUUAUGGCGGUGUCUGUUAUGCCGGCAUCGACACUGAUCCCGAGCUCAAAUACCCUAAAGGAGCUGGCAGAGUCGCUUUCAGUAAUCAGCAGAGCUACAUAGCUGCCAUCUCAGCCAGAUUCGUGCAGCUGCAGCACGGCGACAUUGACAAAAGAGUCGAAGUCAAACCAUACGUUCUGGACGAUCAAAUGUGUGACGAAUGUCAGGGCCAACGUUGCGGAGGCAAGUUUGCGCCAUUCUUCUGCGCCAACGUCACCUGCCUACAGUACUAUUGCGAGCAUUGUUGGGCAACUAUUCAUUCCCGACCGGGUCGGGAAUUCCACAAGCCGCUGGUGAAGGAAGGCGCGGAUCGGCCUCGAGCCGUGCCUUUUCGCUGGUGUUAACCCCAGCUGCGUUGUCCCUAAUUAUCUCGCAGCCCUAGCUAAUUAACUACCACCUUUACCAAUACCCCCCCUCGCCCUCCCCUCACGUGCCCCAAAAACCAGCCCUCACCCCUCCACCCCUCCCAUCCCCCCCAUAUUACUUACUUACUUACCUACAACAAAAACACAGCCUCAAAACCGCUAUUACUACUACUACCACUCGAUCGUCACGUACUACCACUACUCUCUACUCUACUACCACUAUUAUUACUAUUAUUACUAUUACCUACUACCACAACUACUAUUCUACUACAAAUUACUACUACUACUCCACUGCUAUUACUUCAAGUUGUACCGGUUUAUACUGGAGGAAGAAACCAGCCGCUGCUGCCCGCCAGUCGAUGCAGGCAUUCGGCGUUGUUCCGAUCUUUGAUCCUUUCGCAUCUGUAACGAGCCGCUAAUGUGAACGUCCGUUACGACGUGCGGCCGCGCCGGUGUCAACGGCGAGACAAGCUCGCUGACGCGCUCGGCUUCAGCCGAAGCCCCUCCCAGACGGGCUUUGAUAUUCGACGAAGGCGCCGGAAGAUCGCAAGGAAGAAAGAGAACGAUCGGAUCCACGCCAAACCGAACAUCGUCCAGCCGGAAGAUAAACGAAGAGACACACGCCGAGACACAGGAUUCAGAAGAGAAACGGACACGGAUUCUCAGUAUAUUGAUUACUCGUACACGUAUAAUCCUAUCUGUCUACGCUGUAAAAUGCACCGGUUCUGUGGUCCGAGAGAUCGAGUAUCUUAGUUACCGCAAAUCUCGAGGAGUGAGCGAGGGGAAGCUGACCGGCCCUCCGUGCACACGCAUCCCGCGCUGUCGAUCGAUCGUCGGACGACCGAUCCUCCUCGAGUGUUUACCGAAGUCGCCAGUAGCGCGAUUGCGAUUCGGAUGCACCUUCGCGCGCGUCUCGAUCCGUCGCAAAUCACCCUCUUCCGAGUUUUGACUUGCCGAACGAAUGGAGAAGUUUCCUCUCCGUGUCGUCGAUCGCGAUCGGCGAGGAUUUUCGUUUCGCGGAACGCGAAGAGUGGCUUCUCGGUGAAACGGGCUUUCCCACCGACGCUGUCCACUUGGUGGACGAUCGCGAUCGGAAACCCGCGCUCCGAGUAGCAAUUCCUGCGCGACGAGUGUCCGUAAGAAACGCGAGUACCUGAUCCGUCGCGAAAGUGUGUUGCCAGCGUGAGCGAACGAAAGAGAAAGAGAGAGAGAGAGAGAGGGAGAGGAAGGGUGUGCGAGGGAGUGACAGUUGUAAGUGUGAGAGGAAGCAGCGAGAUCGAAAGCGACGCGUAGACGACGUAGAGCGCCGGUAGAAAACGCGGAAGAGAGUGAUAGGGAGAGGAUAGAGGCAGCGCUGAGAGAGGCGAACCAUUCGCAUUGGAUGUUAAUCGAUAAUGAAAAAAAGCCACGCUUCAAACCGCUGUGUAUUAGGUAAUUCUCUGUAUUACACAUAAAAACACACAUACAUUCACACGAACACACACACACACACGAACACAUACACACACGCGCACACACACACACAGUCUCCUAGCAAUUAAGAACUUACUAAAAAUAUGUUACAUAGGUGCGUUGUGUAAUGCGUUUCUCGUGCGGAUAACGCGACCGCGCGCUCGUAGGAGGGCACUUAAGAAAAUGAUUUUUUACUAAUUAACUUAUUCAAAUGAGAGAGAAAUAGUGUAGGGGAAGCAAACAAGGAAGACACACAAACGGGGAAACCGAAGGUUUAGGAAACAAAAAAACGAAGAAGGAAAAAUGUAUCACAUACAAACGACGCAGGAAGGGUUGUAAACGGAAAUCGUUGAAACCGAAAUAGUUCAAUUUUUUUAUGCGUACGCGCGCAUACUCGCGCACGCGAGUGUGAGCGAGAGAGCGGCUGUAUACGCCCGCGGCGUAACCGCGUACGGACAUGUGCUCCAGGUUGUCGAGGCUUGUUCUAGCCUCUAGCCUAGCCGUACCGGAUUCUCUGCCAAUACUUUCCCAAAACCGGUGCGAACGACCUUACGAGCCUUCGCGGGAAACGAAGGGGAGUGCGAAGCUUGCCUCGCAUCGCAGAGAGAAAGAAAGAGAGAGAGAAAGAAAGGGAGGAAGACGGUCUGCUACUUGUUCGCGGAGAAAGAGGGACGAAGGCCGUCGCUUGAGAGUGCGCAAGAGUGAGUAGAACAAAUUUUACACCCCGAUUUUACUACUAUUACGUGCAAUAAAAACGAUUAGCGAACGCGAAUAUCCUCGGAACGAGAUAUACACGCGCGUUUCCACGAAUUAACAGUGGUCGCUGGGUGAAACGAUUCGCGCUAGGUGGAACGUAUCGAGCAUCCACGUUUCAGAGUCCGUUCCUCUCUUCUUCGGGAACCCGAGCAGCGUUGCGAUCAUCGCGCGGCGAGAAACGGCCUCGCGCUCGGCUUCGUGGGACACGCGCGGGACACGGGAGGUAUUUCGUUCUCGAAAAACCAAAGUAGCGAUAGAAGCCGUGAUUCGUAGGGCGAGAAACCGAAAAAAAAAAACAGCGAUAUAUUUAGCGAUCGUACCUAAUUACUCUCUUCAUACGUCCGAUAGAUUGAUUGUGCGGCGCGUCUGAGGGGUCGCGUUUCGCGCGGAACACUUAUUAUAGAUACAUAUAUAAUAUAGAGCCGCAUGUUGUCGCUCCUGUACAUACAUACCGAUCCCUCUCUUUUAACCGAUUAAUCAAUUAACCGGCGUUCAUUAAUCGCGACCGCGAAUGUGCACGUUUCUUAAUCCCUUAAAACAAACGAACUUCUUCGCUGGGUGUAUAUAAUCAAACGCAAUCGCCGUAGUUCAAAUAAAGGAGUGAAAGAGCUCGCCGUGACGCCAUUUAUCGCUGGUUCCAUUCAGGAAGGGUUCAGAGAGUCUCUGGAUGGCAGAUCGGUAAUUUUAAGCGUGACGUUUCCUAUGCGCAUCCUUUUAACCGGUUUUAACAAACAACGUGAUUCCUGGCAGAUCUGACAACGACUUUUCGACGCGUUUUGCCCGAAACACAGCUUCCUGAACCGAUUCGCCGCCGUUUAGAAAUAUCGUUUAGAAAAUAUACCAGUUUCGAUAUCUUUGAAUACAUAAUGUAGGAUACUUUUGAUAACUAACCAGUAGGGAGCAGGCUUAGCACCGACACCGGAUGUUCGUCACCUUCGAAGUGACCCUUUUGUUGUGCAAAAAAGGCGUGUCUCACAAUACUUCCGACAAUAGCCGGGCGGUACCGUCGACGGAAUUCUUCUCGAAACAGAAAGCCAAAGGUCGAGGGUUAGGAAGCGUUGUGCUCGGAAUUAGUAUGCAACGUUGUGUGUUCCGCUUCGUAGAUGACAAAAAAAAAGCCACAUUCUGUACGUAGCAGCAAUAGCAGCAGCAGCAGCAGCAGCAGCAGCAGCAGCAGUCGGAAGACGUAGUUAAACCUCGCAUGACGAGUCUCUCUCGCGAUACUCUUCUUCUGCACACAUGUUCGGACUUUGUACAAUCCACAGAUACAAAUACACACAUACACACAAAAAUCGCGCGCAAAACAGCUACAUACACGUCUCCCGUACGAAGAGACAUACAUAUAUGGCAUAAAGCACACAGGCGAUGAUGCGACCAACGGAUUACGAUACACGUUGCGUGCGAAUCUAACGAGGAAGGGACAAAAAGAAGUAAUUUCCACAUAUAUAUAUACACAUAUAUAUUUAUUUUUUUGGUACUCCUUUUUGUAUAUAUAUCUCGUCUCGCCGUGUAGAGAUUAGGCGGCGUUUAUUAGGGCACCGCACGAGGAAAACGUGUUAUUAUAAGUGGGUAUUGUGAAGGAGGACAGUAAAAGGCGGCCGCGUUCAACGACGACCCUCCGUCCCUUCGUCUAAGACACGUUAUUCAGCUCGCGAAGUUACGAAGACGCGUGCGUUCAACGUGGACGGGAGUCGCGUGUAGCGUAAAAAAAAAAAGAGGAGAAAAAUUAAUAAAUCUAAUAAGAUAGCAAAAUGUGAGAGAAGGUGGAGAGAAGCGCCGUUCUCGUCGCGAUCCUCUUUGACUCGUGCAUCAUUGAACAUUGACGGAGAGCUAUCGAGCCGAGUCUAAUUGGAGUGGGACUUUUGUGUCGAGUUUGUCAACCGCGUUGAGGUUUUUGGAGAGAGAGAGAGAGAGGCGGGGUUAAAAAAGCAAGCACUAGGUAUAUUUUAUACACAUGCAUAAAUUAGUUGAUAGAAGAAAUACGUAGAAGUUUUUUAUUCGUUGCUAUCGCAAUAUUCUAAACAGACACAAUCGAUCUUUCUUACGCACUCGACGGCAGUUCCGAAUUGAGAGAAAAGAUCGGAGAGGGGGAGAAAAAGUCAAUACGAGACAGGAAAUGAAAACCACACACGAGAGACUCAGAGGAGAGCGCGAGAAAGGAGUGAAGGGCGAAGAACGCGAGGAGGAAUAAAAUAAACGAGAGAAGACGAAUGUGAGCAUUAGUUAGUGCAAUUUUACAUACGAGUCACCGUUCUCGUAAAUAGUGCAACUGAGAAAAGAGAGAGAGAGAGAGAGAGGGAGAGGGGGAGACAGCAAGGAA